AGUUAAUGCAAAGCUAAACGGAUGCUCUGGAGCCUUCGAGUAGUAACGGGGUGCGAGUGCAGAACUACAUUUCCCAGCGGGCCUCGGGCUCAGGGGUCUCUUUCUCUUGGUCGGGACUCCAGAGUCGCCCUUGCCCCCGGCGCUUGCUUUUCAAAAUGUCCAGCAAAGAAUCUUGUGGAAAAACAGAGACAUCUCAGAGAAAAGACAUCACCUCAUUAUCCAACUUUGAUGAAGAAGAUAAGAAAGAUAAAAGAACCUCAGGAAGUUCUGUGAGUUCAUCUUGCUCUAGAAAUGUUUCAUCAGAGAAGAGAAAACUGAAAUCAGAUCAUAUAGACAUUCUGAACUGUAAUAUAAAAAGAAGACAAGAUCUGAAAAGACCAAAUGUAGACCCUGACAUUCCAAGAAAGAGACCAAAACUGACUUCGUCAUCCCAAGGACCUGUUACACUCCAAGAAGCAUCAUAUUCUAAUGAUAAUCAAAUUAUUUCACAAAGUCCUUCUUCAGAUGGAACUAAACAACAUAAGAGUAAAUGUGUAGAUUUGAAAGUGAAAGAUAUUAAACUGACAAAUGUUAGGAGUAACCUUGACCAUGGAAUUAAAAACCAUAGCGGUCCUAAAAUUGCCAAAGAUGUGAAACCUGAAGCUGAAGGCCAGGCCAGUGAAAGAGCCUGGCCUCGUGUGCUUGCUCAGAGGGAGAAGAUGAAGGAGCCCAGGAAAGAAAGGCACAAUAGAUACAGAGACACUUCUGAAAAACGGGUUAUGGAAAAAUGCAAGAGAAUUCAGUUUUCUCAGGAUUAUAAUUCCAACAAGAUCAUUAAAGAACCCUGUGAAUCCAGAAGAAAGAAAGUCAGUUUCAGAAUUCCAGUAAAAUCUCACGAUACCCAUCAGAAACUUGUAGAAGAAAAUGUUUUCCUUUUAGAUUCCAGCAAGUCAAGGACUAAGCAGAAGAGAAAAGGACGCCAGGAAAGCUUUCAGGGUCCAUCAGAUCUGAUGAGGCACAAGAGUAAACAUUUAUUUUCAGAUUCCACUUAUAAGCAGACGGUUCAUGAGUGGAAAGGAAAAUCUCAUUAUGAGCAUCAAGAAAAUAAUGACUCAACUGCAAGCAAAAACCUAACCCAGAUUUUUGAAGCACGAUGUUCUUCAGUGUCAUAUGAAAUUAUUCAAGAUACAGAUGAAGAGAUGCAGAUAGUGGAAGAGCUUCACGCUGCACGUGUGGGGAAGAGUGUGGACUUGCCCGUGGUCCCCCCUCCCGGGGAGCUGUCCAGUAUGGAGAUCGACUUGGUGGAAGACGAUAUGCAUUCCUCUGCUGCAAAUGCAGCUUCAGACAAACAACUUCUAAUUGUUAUUGAUACAAAUAUUCUGAUGAAUCAUCUCAAAUUUGUUAGAAUUUUGAAGACAACAGAAGUCCCAGGCUUUGACAGGCUUGUGUUAAUCAUUCCUUGGGUUGUGGUGCAAGAGCUAGAUCGAAUGAAGGCAGGAAAACUACUGAAAUAUGCCCAGCACAAAGCCAUACCUGCGGUCCGUUUUAUCAAUGACAGUCUCAGAGAUCAGGACAGAAAACUAUGGGGUCAGUCCAUACAACUUGCGUCUCAGAAACUUUAUGGAUUGAGUGAUGAGAACAAUGAUGAUCGAGUAUUAAAAUGCUGUCUUCAGUACCAGGAAUUAUUCCCUAGUUCUCUUGUUAUUCUGUGCACGGACGAUAGAAAUUUAAGAAACAAAGGCCUAAUAAGUGGUGUGAAGUCACUCAGUAAAGAAGAACUGAGUGCAGAGUUCUUAAGCUUGUCCUCGGGCGUAGCUGUGUACCAUCAGUCUUGUGCAUCUAAGCAACAGUUGAAAGCAGAAGCAGUAUCUUUGGGAGAGAGUAAUGAGGAAAAAUCUACAAAUUCUGGACUACUUAUUCUACUUGAAGGCAUAGUGUCUGAUCUCGAAAAAUCUCUUGGAACAGCUUUAUCUUCAAUAUUAGAAACAGAAAUGAAAAUCGCUUUUGGAAACCUCUGGAUGGAUAUGCUGUACUUGAAACCACCAUGGACUCUGAUGCAUUUAAUACAGUGCUUUAAAAAACAUUGGUUGGCUGUAUUUGGAUUAAUUAUGGAAAAGAACUUGCUUUUAACUGUUGAGAGCUUACAUGAAAAUCUCUGUAAAGCUAACAGUGCAGUGGAUUUUGCAACGGUGAAAUUCCUGCUCCAGGAUUCCCAAAGCCUGUUACAUGCCUUCAGUACAAGGUCAAAUUAUGACGGUGUUCUUCCGCAGGCCUUUGCUCAAGUCAACACACUACUUAAGACGUUUGCAGAGGCCAAGGCAAAACUUAAUCAAAAUGCUGCAGAAAAGACAGCAGGUAAAAAGCAAGAAGCUAAUUCUCCAGAGAAGUCUAACAACCAAGAAAUCACCGUUUUCUCAGGUUCUUAUCCACCCCAACCCAACAAGCAUCAAGAAAUCUGGUCUGUCUUAGAGAGCGUUUGGAUUACAAUAUAUGAGAACAGCACAGAUGUGUUUCAGAGAUUGGGCUCAAAUUCAGCUCAGACCUCCUCAAAAAUAGCAUCAUUCGAAGAAGCAUUUAUCUACCUUCAAAAGUUAAUGGCAGCUGUGAAGAAUAUUCUUGAAGGAAUUCAGAGGAUUUUGGUCCCCAACAGUAGUUCUCAAGAUGUUGAGACCCUCUAUAAUGUCUUAAUCAAGUAUGAGGUACAUGAAAGUGUCAAAUUUACUGCCCAGGAGCUUUAUGAUUGUGUUUCCCAGACUGAGUAUCGGGAAAGGUUAACCAUCGGGUGCCGCCAGCUGGAGGAGAUGGAGCGCGCCAUGCAGCAGUGCCACGCCUCUGUGUACCCCGAGGCCAGAAACCGGGGCUGGUGUGAAGACUUGCUCAGCGACAGGACCACAGUCUGACUGCCUCAAGAACAAUAGAGUAGCUUUCGACCUUUGAAGCCAAACCCAAGGGACUUGUAAGAAAUGUCUCAUUUGUAUAAAAGGGUGAUUGCUCAUUACUGAGUCUCACUGAGGUUCUCUGAAAGCCUAACGCGUCCAUUGCGGGAUAAACCGUAGUCAGCUCCUCUGAAGCUGACAGUACCUCCCUACCUCCCUGAUGCUGAGCCGGUGUGUUUAAGGAGAGGAGAGGCGCCUUGUUAGUCGUCUGGGGGCAGGAGCCCCUGUGGCAUCUGAGGAAGGCACAGUGGCAGCAUCUUUCAACCCUGCAUAUGCCUGUGUGACCAGCAGCACUUCCAAACUCCAAGGAACAAUUAGGACAUGACCAUUCCAGUCUUACCCAGGGCUCUUGUAUGAUCCAAGUGUCAUCCAUGUAGACCUGGUGAAUAUAGUACACAUCCCUUACACUUCCCCAAGGUACUGGAAAUUGAAGUUUUACUUCAGUUCCAACUUGCAGUAAGUCUUUCUUCUUCCCUGAGGUUCGCACUUUUCUGUGCGUGUCUCAGGGAGGGACCCCUGUGCUGAGUUUCCCCUUACGUAGCAAACAGCGAAAUUUAUGGGAGUAGGUGGCCCUGACCUAUGUUUGCUCCUAACUAAACCAAGUGUCUGACUGACUUCUUAUGUAGGUACAGAGCACGUUGGAAGUCCUUGUUUAAUAGAGUAUAUUAUGUAAUACAUUAGGCUAAAUCUAAUUUGGUGUUCUAUUAUAAAUGUUAAUUUAUUUUUUUAAAAAGCAGUACAUUAUGUUUAGUGAGAUUUUUACUUUUAAUUUUACCUCCAAAUUGUAUUUGAGCUGCGUACAAGGCACUAUAAGAGUGAGCCCCGCCAACGACAGCACCUACUCAGGAUGCUCACGAG
Messenger RNA from Artibeus jamaicensis (Jamaican fruit-eating bat), 3773 nucleotides. RefSeq names its product SWT1 RNA endoribonuclease homolog (gene SWT1). Gene Ontology annotation, cellular component: nucleus. The coding region runs from base 156 to 2879 and encodes 907 amino acids. The record is from RefSeq and is a predicted model, not a curated record. NCBI's taxonomy places the organism in Eukaryota, Metazoa, Chordata, Mammalia, Chiroptera, Phyllostomidae. The transcript has 19 exons.